This is a messenger RNA of Pomacea canaliculata, 1550 nucleotides long. RefSeq lists its product as uncharacterized. NCBI's taxonomy places the organism in Eukaryota, Metazoa, Mollusca, Gastropoda, Architaenioglossa, Ampullariidae. The coding region runs from base 182 to 625 and encodes 147 amino acids. The transcript has 4 exons. The record is from RefSeq and is a predicted model, not a curated record.
UACAGACACAGGUACAGACACAGGUACAGACACAGUGUCAGCUCAUUGCAACAUCACCAAGGCGUAUUCAGCUAAUGGACGAUACAGGUGUGACCUGUAUCAGGUCCUGCAGAAUGAAACAAAAACACAGCUUCUGAGUACAACCACAAUAAAGACAUUGUCGAGAGACAGCGAGGGCGACAUGAGAGGAGAAUGCUCUAUCACGGCACGAGUUCUGAGGGGAGGAGAGCUUAAGAUGCUAAUCACCCCAGGAGGGGUGGAAAUCAAUUUAAAUAGAAACGACGACCCCAAGGACAUUUCCACCACAUUUCCACAAGGACAUUUCCAUCCAGGGCACAUAGGUCUCCCCACAGACCUCCCUGACAAAGACAGUACGGGGCCUCUAGAGCUGACCACUGACCACGUGACGACCUCAGGUAACAACGAUGGCGGUGCUACAACAACAAGCCCACCUGACGUCGCUGACUGUGCUACCACGUGCACACGUAACGUCGGUGGGUGGUUCGCAGGGGGAGUCUGUUUAGGACUCCUCAUUGCGACAGUGAUCUUCUGCCUGAGAGGAAGGUGGAAGGUACACCCCGAGGUAGCCAACGCUAGACCACAAGGAGAUUCUCAGUGUCCGUAGUUCAACGCUUUGCCUGCUUACCCCGGGUGCUGAAUAAUUGUUCGCAAAGCCACUGCGAGAUGAAGUUGUUGGAUACGCCUUUGACACGCUUUUGCGAAGUGAUGUGUAACUUCAAACGAUCGAACUAUAGUAUUCAGCGAUCGAGGGGUCAAGGUAAAGUUCACGUUUAAAACAAAAGUAAAGGACUGAUGUUGUGAGGUGACAUUUUUAGUAUAGCGAUGCACUAACUGAAACUUAAAAUGUAUCAUACGUUUCUCAUAUAGGCCUAGAUGUAAAACACCCAUUUGCUUAUUCUGUUACCCUCGUAAAUAAAGAUUUAUCAUUUGUCAACAAUAAGGUAAAAAAGUUGUUGUUCCACCCUAGCUUUCGUUCUGUCAGACAUUCUUAAAACCAUAUUGAAACAUGUAGAAUCAAAGCUCAAAGUCCAAAAAUGUUUACUCAGAACCUUCAGAGGGCAUGUAGAACAAACUGUAUUAUACACAAUAAUAAAAUAUGUAAUAAAUGCACAGUAUAUUUCAAGAACUAAAAUACACAGAGAGUAAACGAAGACAAAAUAAUUAUAUAUAAAUGUUCACUAUGUACACAAUAACAACUUUGAUCUUAAUUUUUUUCACCAAAUUUGCUUUGAUGUUGGAAAUUAGAUUAUUCUUAUAAAUUUUGUUAAAACUUCUCUCCGAGUGCUACCAGAUAUUGAAACUUGUAUGAGAUUAGAAUAUUCCAGCAGAAUUCGCAAAAUAAUUUACAUCAUGCUCUUUUCAAAAACAGUCACACUGACACGCUCACAGUCACACCGACACGCUGACAGUCACACUGACACGCUGACAGUCACACCGACACGCUCACAGUCACACCGACACGCUGACAGUCACACUGACAAGCUGACAGUCACACUGGCACGCUCACAGUCACACCGACACGCUGACAG